AUGGAUGCAACACAGCAAGCUCUGAUCGCCUUUGGUAACAACAAUACUAUAGAACUUUCGGGUUCCUCUACCUCUCCACAUCAUGAUGGCACUGACACCAAUCCCUUCUCCUGCAAUAUCUGCAAGCGAAGUUAUAUGCGAGUUGACCACCUGGCCCGCCAUUACCGAUCACACACACAUGAAAAGCCCUUCGGAUGCGACAUCUGUGGAAAGAGCUUUGCCAGAUCGGACUUGCUGAAGCGUCAUGCCAACGGCCACAAUCAAGAUGAAUCUGGCCGAGGUCUCAAAAAUCCCACCAAGCCAGCUCAUCCCAGAGUCUUUCAAGCUUGCGUAGCUUGUGCCGAAGCCAAACUCCGCUGUGAAGGCACCUCUCCAUGUGGCCGAUGUAAGAAAAAAGGGAUGUCGUGCGCAUAUGCACAAUCCCGCUCUCGAAGAUCCAUGGAUUCUACACGCCAUCGCUAUGCCAGUCGAUCCAGCGUCUCCUCCGACACAAUCGCUCCUUCAACCUUUCAGAUGCCCGUUCCAUCUCAGCAGGGCCAAUGUCAGCCAUCCCAUACACAUGUCUCACCCCUUGCACAGCAGCCGCAUUCGGACAUGAUGAUGGUUCCGGUGACCGCCAACCCAAUGCCUACCGCGGCCUCAGCAACAGAUCAUUCAAUACUGGAUCCCACUCAGCUGCCUGAUGUCCCCAGCUUCGAACAAGGGGACCGAGCCGCAAACUUAGGGGAGCUGAGUGACGGGAUGGUCGAGUCGGCCAUGAUGCGCAUGGGUUCACCAUUCCACCAGGCCGAUCCUUCUCCAAUGAGCUUUGAUGAUGUCCCUUUUCUGGAUUUUCUUAGACAUGUUAUGACUCCUGCUCCAAAUAAUGAUGUCCGGCCUUUGAGUUCAGACGCCAUCCAGCCAUACUCUCGUAAUCUUUUGGAUUUCAACGGGGAUCAUGCCUUUGACAUAGACUUGAACGGUUUUGCGCCAAAUUUAUUCAUCCCCAACCAAGUCUCACAAUUCUCCACGGUCCGAUUCGAUGGAGACGAGCCUCUUCCUUCGAAAGGCGGCUAUAGUACUCCAGGAAACGUAUUGCGGGGCAGCAUCACCCUUGGCGAGCAAGCCUUCAGAGAUUCCAUCUGGCUGUGGACGCCUACUCUGGGAGAUAUCGGCAAUGCCGAACAGGCCAAUUUGUCCCUUCCGUUUGACCAUAGCAUAUUGGAGACGGAAGGAAUUGACCCUGCACCUAUUCCAGAGCAGUUGAGCUUAGCCUCUCGGGAUAGCAUCCUAGCCCUGAUCUUGAGCACGUGCAAUGCGACCAUCUACCCUCGCGUCGUAUCGUGUUUUCCUUCACAAGCAAUGCUGACGAGAUUGUUGAACAUCUCUCUGAUUCAUCAUUUGCGUGGGGACGAUUCUUGGAUUCAUCCGGGCACCCUGAGUAUCAACGAGGAGAUACCCGAAUUUUUGGCGGCAAUGAUUGCCUCUGGAGCUACCACCUGCCGCGUUCCAGAAAUCAGAAAGCUUGGCUUUGCGAUCCAGGAGGCUGUCCGAAUGGCGAUGCCGGAGAGAUUCGAGAGUGACAACAGAAACACACGCAAGUUGAGAAUGCUGCAAUCGUACGCUUUGCAUUUGAACGUCUCGCUGUGGAGUGGGGACCGACGCAAGAUGGAGAUCGCAGAGAGUUUUGCUCUGCCCCUGGUCACCAUGAUGCGGAGGGCCGGUCAAUUUCGACGACAUCGACACCCUGAGACCGUGCCUCAGGAAAGCGAUGAUGAGAGGACGACAGAUUCCAAGUGGCGGGCCUGGGCAGAAGCGGAGUCCUUCAAACGCCUUGGCCUUCAUUUGUUCUUUAGAGACGCUCAGUCCUCCACCUCCCUUCUCACCCAGCCACUUAUCUCAUACUCCGAACUUUCCGCCGAUCUACCUUAUUCGAGAGAUUUGUGGCUGGCAAAAACCGCCGGUGAUUGGAAAAGCCUGUAUCUUGCCAAACGAGACCAGAUAGAUGAUCGUCUUCCAUCUAUUCGGCACUGCAUUGACGACACCAGUGUGAUCUUCAGGUUUGGGCAUGUCGUCGACGUCCAAAUGACUCUCGCCCUUGUCCUUUCUUCCAUCUGGGCAUUGAUUUGGCAAUAUCGACAGAUGAAGGAAACACUGAAUGUCAACAAUAAAGGUGAUUCUCGGAUCAAUGGGAUGACGGCGAAUUCCCUGUACCAGGAAACUACACGAUUGAUUCAGCAUCUGCGUCUGAAUGCCACCGAGUGGGAAGGGAGCAUGACUCCUCCUUCAACGCUGCUGCGCGAACUUUGCCUCAUGCAUCUGCAUGUGUCGCUGGAAGAUGUCCAACUUUUAGCCGGUAAGGAGGGAGAAGAGGAAGCGAGAAAGGUGUUUCCUUUACUGAAAGUUUGGGCCGAGUCGGCCGAGUCACGACAAGCCCUUUUCCAUGCCGGACAAAUCUUACGUGCGGCGAAGCAGUACCCGAAUGGGAUGUUACGCGAAGCGUCGGCUGUGGCGGUCUACCAUGCCAGUCUGGCUUUUUGGGCCUACGCUGUCCUCGGCAAAGCUGUGACGGCCACUGAAUCUCCUCUGUCAAACUUUGCGUCUCAACCCACACCUUCACCCGAUGAUAAAAUUGCAGGGCAUGUCAGACUGGACGGAGAAGAUGGACCCGAGCUCCAACGAUUUCUGGUAUUAGGCAGAGGAGUGCCUUCAAUCCGCCGAUAUUUAGAAGGGGAAAAGUCAAACGGGAAGCCCGAUGUGCCAUUGACGGAUCCCGUGGCGACGAUGGCCGCCAUCACCGAUCUGUUGCGCAAGAAGAACUGGGGUGAUGAACGCAGCUGUCCGCCUUUAGUUACGAACUUGAAUAAGCUGAUGAAGUCUUUGGGAGGCGCGGCGGCAGCUGUGCGAAAGAGGUGA
Molecule: messenger RNA, 2895 nt
Organism: Rhinocladiella mackenziei CBS 650.93
Lineage: Eukaryota; Fungi; Ascomycota; Eurotiomycetes; Chaetothyriales; Herpotrichiellaceae
Exons: 5
Coding region: 1-2895 (964 amino acids)
Biological process (GO): regulation of DNA-templated transcription; DNA-templated transcription
Molecular function (GO): DNA binding; DNA-binding transcription factor activity, RNA polymerase II-specific; zinc ion binding
Source: RefSeq, a predicted model, not a curated record